This is a messenger RNA of Chlorocebus sabaeus (green monkey), 648 nucleotides long. It is a transcript of the gene SMDT1, whose product is annotated as single-pass membrane protein with aspartate rich tail 1. Gene Ontology annotation, biological process: mitochondrial calcium ion homeostasis; calcium import into the mitochondrion. Gene Ontology annotation, cellular component: uniplex complex. NCBI's taxonomy places the organism in Eukaryota, Metazoa, Chordata, Mammalia, Primates, Cercopithecidae. The record is from RefSeq and is a predicted model, not a curated record.
AGGCUUCGGUCAGCGUUCUUCCCGAGGGCGGCACCCGGGCCGGGCGGUGGGGUCCGGCUGCCCUGGUGAGGGGCGGAGCUGGGGGCAUGGCGUCCGGAGCGGCUCGCUGGCUAGCACUGGCACCAGUCAGGUCCGGGGCUCUCCGAAGCAGGCCUAGCUUGAGGAAAGAUGGCGAUGUCGCCGCCGCACGGAGUGGCUUAGGCCAGAGCCUGGUACCGUCGAGGUCAGUCAUCGUUACCCGCAGCGGCGCCAUUUUGCCCAAACCGGUGAAAAUGUCCUUUGGCCUUCUCCGUGUGUUCUCCAUUGUGAUCCCCUUUCUCUAUGUCGGGACACUCAUUAGCAAGAACUUUGCUGCUCUACUUGAGGAACAUGACAUUUUUGUUCCAGAGGAUGACGAUGAUGAUGACUAACAGGCAUUACAGAAAGGAGAAAGCAGUAACUGAAGAAAUGGUGAUGCUCUCAGCUUCUCUGCCUUCCCUAUCAGCAGAAGGGCUCAGGGAAGGCCCUCAGCCUCCCAGUCUGGUGAAGCUUCCUGUAUGGUCCAUGACCAUAUCCUACCCCAGGCUCUGGCAGGCUCCCUGAGAUGUGCUGUCCACUAAGCACUGCACAAACAAGCAAUCAAAUUAUGAAUAAACAUAAUAAAUAUCA